Monopterus albus (swamp eel) is the source of this 3235-nucleotide messenger RNA. It is a transcript of the gene toe1, whose product is annotated as target of EGR1, exonuclease. The transcript has 8 exons. The coding region runs from base 377 to 1966 and encodes 529 amino acids. The record is from RefSeq and is a predicted model, not a curated record. Lineage: Eukaryota; Metazoa; Chordata; Actinopteri; Synbranchiformes; Synbranchidae. Gene Ontology annotation, biological process: snRNA 3'-end processing. Gene Ontology annotation, molecular function: 3'-5'-RNA exonuclease activity; metal ion binding; snRNA binding. Gene Ontology annotation, cellular component: Cajal body.
AAGAAAUUAUUUUUUAUUUGCGCUCUGGUAAUAGUCCGACUACUAGUAGUUUUGUUGUCACAGGACCCCAGGAAGCAUGUUUAGACGCAUGGCGAAAUGUUUACUAUUACUUAGGUGGUAGCGGUCGACAAGAACAAAUGCAAAUAAAUUAGCUUAAGUAAAUGUAUAACUAGUAAGAUAAUAUAUCGAUUAACAAGUGCAGCAUCCGCCUAGAGCGGCUAAUAAUAAUAAUAAUAAUAAUAAUAAUAAAAACCCUUGCAAGAUAGCUGAGGUAGUUAAUAUUCCAGGUAACGUUAACAGUCGAUAGCUGUGCAGAAAAGACUUCAACGAGUUGUGAGUUUUAUACAACGUUACAUUAAUUUGUAUUGAUACAAUUAUGGCACCUUCACUGGUAGUUCCAGUCAUUGAUGUUCAGAGUGAUAAUUUCAAAGAGCUUUGGCCUGCUAUGGUAGUGGCCAUUAAAACUUGCUCGUUCCUUGCACUGGACACGGAGCUGAGUGGUCUUGGGAACAGGAAGUCCUUGUUGGCUGAAUCUAUAGAGGACAGAUAUAAAGCCAUAUGCCAUGCAGCUCGCUCUCGCUCCAUUCUCUCCCUGGGAAUUGCCUGCUACAAGAAAUUGGACUACAAGGCUGCAGACACAUACCUGGUCCAGGUGUAUAACCUCACAAUGCUGUGUUCAGAGGAGUACAUCAUAGAACCCCAGUCAGUCCAGUUCCUGGUGCAGCAUGGAUUUGACUUUAACAAGCAGUAUGCUCAUGGAAUCCCUUACUGCAAGGGCAAUGAUAAGGGAGGAUCAGACGACCGGGGUGUCCACAUCCGGACAUUAUUCACGGAACUGCUACGUGCCAGGAAACCCCUGGUGCUCCACAACGGCCUCAUUGACAUGACUUUCCUUUACCAGAGUUUCUAUGCUCAUCUGCCUGAGCGCCUGGCCACUUUCACAGCCGACUUGUCUGAGAUGUUUCCUGCUGGCAUCUAUGAUACCAAAUAUGUCACUGAGUUUGAGCUCCGGCUCACUGCCUCCUAUCUAGAGUAUGCCUAUAAGAAAUGUAAGCUGGAUAACAGUCGUAGUGUUACCUCUGGGGAUGUCGGACCUCACAUUCAUGUGGAGUUCUGUCAGUAUGCCGGGCACAUGUCCAGCUAUGUGGACUACAGAGCGUGUCCAGCCGUAGCCUCUGCUGAGGGACAGGCUGACAUCUGCCAGCGCUUCUCUGCGUUUGGUUGGUGUCCAAAUGGCACUCAGUGUCCAUUAUCCCAUGACACUGACCUUAUCAUUCUCCAGGAUGAGAAAGGCAAGAAUGACAAGAGGAAAAAGAGGAAGAGACAGAGGGAGAAGAAGAGAGGUGGAGGAGAGGCAGCUGAAGGCUCUCAUAUAUUUGAUGGUGCCCCGGAAAACAAAAUACCCUGCAUGGAGGUGGGUCCUGAAGAAACAGCAGCUGACCAGCAAAGGGCUGAGCCGUGCCGUGAAAGUGGACUUCAGAUGGACAGUGGAGAAAACCCCCAACAGAAUGAAGGAGAGAGUGUGAACACAGGCAGUGAGGGGAACAGAGCAUGUGAAGGCAACACUGACAUCACCAGCUCUGCAACUACCACAGCUGAUGACACAAAAACCAACGCAAAUGAUGUGGAGAGCAGAAGAGGAGAAGGAGGGAGAGAAAAUAGUGGCCGUGUAACAAAGACUGAGAGUCAGGAGAAGAAGACUGACACAGGAACGCACCGAGCGGGGUUCGAUGCCUUUAUGACAGGAUUCAUCUUUGCCUACUCAUGUACCCUGGUUAAAAAGGAAGGAAAGGGAGUAGCUGUAGAGGAGCAGGAGGAAGAGGAGCAGUCAUGGCUUCCCAACUGUCUCAAUAAAGUCUACCUUAGUGGCAAGGUGGCUCCUCUCAACGUGGUUAAAAGCACCUUCUCCAAGUCGUCCAAAGCCCACGUGCAGAAAAUGCAGAUGGUGUGGGCAGGGAGAAGAUAGCGUGCACGCUUACACACAGCAGGGAAAUGAUAGGUCACACAAGUGUCAGUUUAAGUUUUUACUCAACACGGUCUCUCCACCACACUGGUCUAGACUCAGAUAUCUCAACAACUUUAAGGUGGAUUGCUGUGAGAUUUUGACAUACAUGGUCCCUGAGGAGGAAUCCUUCUGACUUUGUUAAUUUGCCGAUGUUACUCCAAGAGGUUGACAUUUUUCUUUUUUAGCGAAAUAUCAUUGCAGCUACUUGAUGUAUGGUGGCUUGAUCUGGUAGCCAUGUCCAUGUCCCCAUAAGAAUGAACUUUAAUAACUUUGGUGCUUCCCUGGCUUUGCAUAUAGAACUGAAUUUGUCCAGUAGUUUGCUUUAUGGUCAGAUAGCUCCCAAACUAAUUAUACAGCCUAUAUUAACAUUUUAGUAUUUAGGUUAAAACACAACUAUGCUUAAGCAAAUUCUAAAAGAGCAACAAGUGACAUGUUUUCUGUGGAUUUCUGUAAAUUUUCUAAGGUAAUGGUCACUUUAGGUUUGUGGCAAAGAAAACUGCAAUAAUUAACUAGCAGCCAUUUAAUAUGUAAAGCUGCCCACUACUGUAUACGUUGGUCCUACGUUCUGCAAGUAGUUGUUACUUUUCCUGGUCACAGAUUAUAGUAAAUUAAAUAUGUGUUUUUGACUGUUGGUUGAACAGAAUAGGAAACGUGAUGCCAUGACCUUCUGCCCCAGGAUAAUGUGAUGGGGAUUGUUCAGGGUUUUCUUGUGUGUUAAAGACGAAACAGUUAUCGAGAAAUUAGAUAGAAUUAUCAGUAAUAAAAAUUUAGUUGGAGCUCUAAUAGAAAAAACAUGCAGUCUGACAGUGUUGAGUGUAGAGACAUGAAAUGCAGUCAGUUUUUUCAUCCUUGAUUUGUUUUAGACUCCCAUGUUGUUUUCAGUUAUUUAGCAGUCUGAUCUGGACUGUUGACCUUCUAACUGUAGAAUUCAAAACAUGGGAAAAGAAUUAACAGUGACAUUAGUGACCUAUGACUGUAAACUCAGCCAUAAACUGAAAUGUUAAAGGACCCCUUUUCAUUUAAAUAGCAUUGUGUGUCUGGAAACAGCCACAGAGAGAUGAUGGUUAAUAUACAUUCAUCCUGAAUUCCAGAUUUUUAUAAUGAAUGAGCUUUAUGAUGGACAGGCCAACAGACAGACAUGUGCACCCACAGCCUCUUGUCUCUAGUGUGGCUAAAGGUACCUCUAAGUUUUAAUACUCACACUGGUAAGCUGAUGCAGAUGUGUCCACA